CGUCCCCAAGCGCCAACCCGGGCCGCCGUCGCGGAGAAGUGCCGUUUUGCGCGGUCACGGGGGCGCCUGAAACCCACGUGCGCCACGGAGCCGAGGUGGCCUCAAGCUAGGCGGUUGACAGCAGAGCCUGCCUGGGCCACCACCCGUGCUCCUCCCGGAGGAAAGGAUUUUGAUUUCAAAGAAAGGAAGGAAGGAAGGACAACUCCCAGCUUCCCUGUCCCGCCCUCUCGGCUCCGGCGGCCCGGUCGGGCCAUGCCCAGGAAGGAGGUGGCGGCCCAGCAGAGGGGACUUUCCUGGCAGCCUGGCGGCAAGGAGCUCGGACUGUGAGCUUGCCUUGCCCCGGUUCAUGCUUCCUGCAAGCCCUCUAGGAGGCUGGACGCCGCAGCCCCGCCCCGUGUCCCAAAGAGCUUCUGGCGUUUUCUGGCCCUCCGUCCCGCCCUGUGCCGCUUGGCCACCGGCCGCCGCAGCUCAGUGCCCUCCGCCCGCGGCGGUGGAUGGCAUGAUGGUUCGGGGAAGGCACCGCGGCCUUGGCCUGCACAGUCGCGACAGCCGCGGGGGCAGCGGCAGUGGCAGUGGUGGCGGUAGCGGGCUCCCCAGCGGCAUGCCAGUGCCCCCCGGGCGCGAUGGCUAGUGGCAGCGCUGGGAAGCCCACCGGCGAGGCGGCUUCUCCAGCUCCUGCGAUCACCGUCGGCGGGACCAGCUCGCAGUCGCGGAAGAGGCUGGUGUCAGUCUGUGACCACUGCAAGGGCAAGAUGCAGCUGGUGGCCGACCUGCUGCUGCUGUCGAGCGAGGCGCGUCCAGUGCUCGUGGAGGGCCUGGCUUCCUCCUGUGCCGGCACCGAGUCCUUCGAGCAGUGCCGGGACACCAUCAUCGCGCGCACCAAGGGGCUCUCCAUCCUCACCCAUGACGUGCAGAGCCAGCUCAACAUGGGACGUUUCGGAGAGGCGGGGGACAGUCUGGUGGAGCUGGGCGACCUGGUUGUGUCGCUGACCGAGUGCUCUGCCCACGCGGCCUACCUGGCAGCUGUGGCCACGCCAGGUGCGCAGCCCGCACAGCCGGGCCUGGUGGACCGCUACCGUGUGACACGUUGCCGCCACGAGGUGGAACAGGGCUGCGCGCUGCUUCGAGCCACGCCACUGGCUGACAUGACACCUCAGUUGUUGCUGGAGGUGUCACAGGGCCUGUCUCGAAACCUCAAGUUCCUGACGGACGCGUGCGCCCUGGCCAGCGACAAGUCUCGGGACCGUUUUUCACGCGAGCAGUUCAAGCUGGGCGUCAAAUGCAUGAGCACCAGCGCCUCUGCGCUGCUGGCCUGCGUGCGCGAGGUGAAAGCAGCGCCCAGCGAGUUGGCACGCAGCCGCUGCGCGCUCUUCAGUGGGCCCCUGGUGCAGUCUGUGAGCGCCCUGGUGGGCUUUGCCACCGAGCCGCAGUUCCUGGGUCGGGCGGCAGCCGUGAGCACGGAGGGCAAGGCUGUGCAGACUGCCAUCCUGGGCGGUGCCAUGAGCGUGGUGUCCGCCUGCGUGCUCCUGACCCAGUGCCUCAGGGAUCUAGCGCAGCACCCCGAUGGGGGCGCCAAGAUGUCGGACCACAGGGAGAGGCUGAGGAACUCGGCCUGCGCCGUGUCUGAAGGCUGCACCCUGCUAUCUCAGGCUUUAAGGGAGAGGUCUUCGCCCAGGACUUUACCGCCAGUGAAUUCCAAUUCUGUGAAUUAGCACCGCCACCCCCCCUCCCAUGCCCCUUCUUCCAUCCCAGACUAAAGGAAGAUACUGAUUGUCUGCCCCUUUCCAUUUAUACCAAAGAAAUCAUAGGUGAAAUCCACUCCCCGCGCCCCUUCCUAAAUGGGCCUUGCACAAAACUUACACGCACUAAGAGGGCUCAGGUGCCCACCAGCCUAUACACAGUGGGGACUGGGAGAUAGAAGACGAGUAAUACUUACCCCACUCUCACCCCCACCCCAGUCCAUCUUCCAGAAUUUCACAACCAAAUUUUAUUAAUUGGGCAGGAAGAAGGUCAUGGGUUCAUUUCUUUUUUGAUUUUUUUUUUUUUUUUAAUUAAGAAAAAAAAUUACCUCAGUUUUCACUCCUUAGACUUGGAUGUAGCUACCUUUUUUGUAUGUUUUUAAGCAGUCGUGUUGGACUAGGAGUAUACUUGGUGUGGAAAGAGUAUGCCUUUGCCAUGUGAUUUGCAAAUGGGGGUAAAAGCUACUGUGAGUGUGUGUUUUAUUUUUUUUAAUUUACACUAUAGAGUGAUUCUUCCCCUCCUCCCCCCAAUGUCAAGUUUUUACCUUGCAUGUACUGGAGUAUUUAUUUCAUCUAUUAAAAUGUUAUGUUUCUCA
This is a messenger RNA of Chrysochloris asiatica (Cape golden mole), 2335 nucleotides long. RefSeq names its product mesoderm development candidate 1 (gene TLNRD1). The transcript has a single exon. Gene Ontology annotation, molecular function: actin binding. The record is from RefSeq and is a predicted model, not a curated record. The coding region runs from base 624 to 1712 and encodes 362 amino acids. NCBI's taxonomy places the organism in Eukaryota, Metazoa, Chordata, Mammalia, Afrosoricida, Chrysochloridae.